AUGUCCGAAAGCUACGACUUCUUCGUUGGCACUUUCACAACCCCCCAUCUAUACACUCUUAGAUUCACCCCUCCAUCCACAUCAUCUUCCAAAGCAACGGGAGACCUCCAAAUUCUGCAUCGCUCAUCGGCCAUUGGAUCCCACUCCUGGCUCCAUUUGACCCCGCCCCAAAAGAAGGGCCCCCGGAAUCUUUACGCCACAGCCUGGACCGAACCUCCCUCGGUGGUCGCCUAUACAGUAAACUCGCCCACGGAUAUCCGUCUCCUCGGAAGAGCCCUGACCCGCUCCCGCAGCGGGUACGUCACCGCCAGUGAUGUCGCCGUGUAUUCCGCGGGCGGGGCGACCGGGGAGGUCUUCAGCCUCGACCCCGAGACUGGGAACUUCGUGUCCACGUCUCUCACUAAUGGGACUACCAAUGGAAUCACCAACAACGCCAACGGAUACGACGCGCCCACGUCGUCGAUCGAACCCCUACAGAACAUCUCGUUCCUCGACUCCACUACCCAGCGAGACGACGGCAGCGUCAUGGACUUUGGCGGCCUGCGGCAUGGCGCCCAUUCCACAGACCUAUCCCCGUCCGGCGAAGCCCUCUAUGUCGCCGACAUCGGAAGGAACUGUAUCUGGACAUUUGCCGUCUCUCCGACCGGGUCCGUGACGCUGGGAGAGAAACACAUUGCGCCACGGCCCAACGAUGGACCCCGCCACGUCUGGCCGCAUCCGGCAGGAAAGUACGUGUAUUGCUUGCAAGAGCAUACCAGUAUGGUGGAUGUGUUUUCCACCGCCAACGGCGGCGUGAAUCUGUCGCAUGAGCAGGGCGUCCGCAUCAUCCCGGCUGACGAGCGAGAAGAGGAGUUCUGGGCCGACGAGGUCCGCACCAGCUUCUCGCACGGCGACAAGCCUCAGUACCUGUAUGCAAGCACCCGCGGCCUGAAGCCUGAGAAGAAGGGCUAUGUCGCCGUGUUCAAACUGACUGAGGACGGGAGGAUUGAUAGCUCUCUGCGCCUUGCGACAAACAUGUCCGACAGCCACGCCAACGGGGCCACGCUGGACCCCGACCCCUAUGCUGGCCUGUUGUGCAUGUACAGGACGGCGACGAGCGGUGGGUGGGCCAAUGCUAUUCAGCCAGGUCCCACGGUCGAUGGCGUCGAGUACCUCGCCUUGACGGAUAGUGAGCAAGGCUAUGUUUUCGUGCUGGGGUGGGAUGGAAAGAAGAUCAGAGAAGUCGCCCGCACCAGGUUGGACGAAGGUGCCGGCGCUGCCACUGCCGUUUGGCUGUGA
Messenger RNA from Rhinocladiella mackenziei CBS 650.93, 1278 nucleotides. RefSeq lists its product as uncharacterized. The coding region runs from base 1 to 1278 and encodes 425 amino acids. Lineage: Eukaryota; Fungi; Ascomycota; Eurotiomycetes; Chaetothyriales; Herpotrichiellaceae. Gene Ontology annotation, molecular function: 6-phosphogluconolactonase activity; protein binding. The record is from RefSeq and is a predicted model, not a curated record. The transcript has a single exon.